Rubroshorea leprosula is the source of this 834-nucleotide messenger RNA. Lineage: Eukaryota; Viridiplantae; Streptophyta; Magnoliopsida; Malvales; Dipterocarpaceae. The record is from the annotation of a GenBank genome assembly.
GUCUUCUGAUUGAACAGAUGAUGUCAUCAACAACUACAAGAAUGGCAAGUCGAAUUUGGAAAAUUUGAAGAAGCUGGGCACAUCCAUUUUACACGGAGUCGAUGCAACCAAAAUGAAGAAUCAUGAUGACUUAAAAAAGCGCAGGUUUGAUCGAAUUAUCUUCAACUUCCCUCAUUCAGGCUUCCAUGGAAAGGAGAGUUAUUACUGGGUGAUUCAGAAACAUAGGACUCUUGUGAGUGGAUUCUUCAGCAAUGCAAGCAAAAUGCUUCAAGUCAAUGGUGAAAUACAUGUGAACCAUAAAAUCACACACCCUUUUUGUUGUUGGAAUCUCGAGGAAUUGGCUUCUGCAAAUUCUCUGGACCUGAUUGAGAGCGUUGAGUUCAAAAUAGGAGAUUACCUUGGUUAUAACAAUAAGAGAGGGGCUGGUCCAAAAUGUGAUGAACCCUUUCCUUUGAAUUUAUGCAAUACCUACAAAUUCAGAUUUUUGGAUAGAGCUAAAAACAUGUCUCGGCAAUUUCAAGACUCCCCACCCCAAAUGCAGCGGCAGCGAAACACACCUGCUUUCAAUUAUAGUCAUAGAAAACGCAUUGCAGCUAUGAAUCGCUUUCCACUCCAACCGCAAUUGCCUUAUACAGUGGAUGCCAUGAAUGAUUGCUUUUUGCUUUUGGAAUUUUAACACAUGCUCAAAUGCUGCAUUUGGAAGAGAUAUCAAUAAUCCAAGACAGGCAGAGCUGUCGUGCACUUUAUCUAAUUUCAGUUUGUCACCAAGAAGUCGCAUUCGAUUCAUGGAGGGCCGCUUUCUACCAUCAAUGCUGGACCUGCAAGCCAUAUCAA